Molecule: messenger RNA, 3224 nt
Organism: Gymnodraco acuticeps
Lineage: Eukaryota; Metazoa; Chordata; Actinopteri; Perciformes; Bathydraconidae
Product: lysosomal amino acid transporter 1 homolog
Exons: 8
Coding region: 337-1272 (311 amino acids)
Source: RefSeq, a predicted model, not a curated record
UGGCUGGUUGCUUGGGUAACAGCAGCGAUGGAUAACAUUAAGCUAGUAGCGUAUAUUUAGUGCUUUUUAUAUACCAUCAUCACAGCUUAAAGGAACGUAAGGAUGUGGGAGAAGUUUGAAAAGAACCGAUAAACACUUUGAAGGAUUGUUCGAUUCCAUUCUAUCAGUCUCGUCAAAUGACGGAUCUAUUUUAUGAGGCAGGCAGGUGUGUCAGACCUCAUUUCAAUUGGCUUGUUGCAAGAUUAAACCACAUCUACUCCGGAUUUGGAAGUAGCAGUCGCAGCAGGAGCGAGGACAGCGUGCAGGAAGCCGGGGAACGGAGCCGGCAUUUGGGCCAUGGCCACCGCUCGUUUCCCCGGGAAGAGUGCGGACGUGGCUGCAGGAAACUGGAGCUCUCCUCCUGGCCGGCUGGUGUGUGUGAACGGGACCCCGUGGAUCCUCUACCUGCUGGAGGAGUGUGUGGACAAUGUGUGGGAGUACUGCAGCGUGGUGAUAGGACUCAUAUCCAUGUUCUGCUUUCUGCUGUCCACUCUGCCGCAGGUGUACGAGGCCUAUAGGAACGGUAAAGGGGAGGAGGCCAUGUCGUUUGGCUUUCUCUUCUUCCUCUUCAGUGGAGACUUGACCAGCUUCGCAGGCUGCUACCUCACCAGCCAGCUGCCUAUUCAGGUAAUCACAGUGGUGUUCUACAUCUUCACAGACCUGAUCCUCAUCUCCCAGUUUCUUUACUAUAAGAUCAAGAACAGCUCGAGCAGAAAAAGCCCCGUGCUGAAGUGGCUUUGCUUCAUGUGGUGCGGCUCUGCAUCAUUAGUCCUGCUGACUUUACCCAAACUCAUCGUAGACAACAGUGCUUCUUUAGACACCAAGAGUACCUCUAAAUCAGUGGAAAUCACUGGCUAUGUGUGUGGAUACCUGGCAUCUGUGUUCUACCUCAGCUCCCGGUUACCCCAGCUCUAUAAAAACUUUCAGCGACAGUCCACGGAGGGCACCUCUUACAUGUUGUUCGCUCUUGCCAUGAUGGGCAACGGGACGUACGGGCUGAGCGUCAUCGUGGUGCUUCCCGCGCUGAAGGGCUCCAAGCAGACCUUCAUCAUCAAACACCUGGCCUGGCUCAUCGGCAGCCUGGGGGUUAUCGUACUGGACUUCUUUGUGACUGCCCAGUUCGUGAUGUACAGGAAGAACAGCUCAGCAAAGGGCAGCAAGCUGCUCAGCGUGCCGGAGGUGGAGCCUCUGCUGUGUGAAGAGGUGGAGCUGUCGCUGUUAUCAGACCCAUAAUCAAACAUGGACUGCCCAAUGUACAGUUUCUGAUUCAUCCGUGAUUCUCUGGGGCUAUUGACAACUUCAGAGACAUUGUAGAAGCUACAUGCAGCCAUGUUGAAGUACCAGCAGGAACAAACUUGAUAAACCCCAUAUAUGGAAAUAUCAGGUGGAAACAUUUUUUUCAAGUUAAAUUAAUAAAGCACAUUUCUGUUUGGUUUUCUCUAGGCAGGCCAGUAAGCAUCAAUGAAAUACCUUUUGUUACAGUUAUCCACUGGGAUUACUUGAUUUUUUUUGGGUGGGGGACAAUAUUUGUAUUGGCCACUGGGGACACCUAGAGAAGGGGGGCUUAAUGCCAGACCUCUCCUCACAAAUGCAAGCUUUAUGGAAGAACUGCCUGUUAUUUAUUACACGUGUUUGACAGGGUGCUUAAAUACUGCUGUGUCAUAUUGCAAUAUCAUAUGAGAAGACGUAGUAAUGCGAUUUUCCAUUUGGUAUUUGAGUGCCAUAAAGUUCAUAUUGUGUGACCACAGAAGAAGAAAUCUUUCAAUCUUUGUUGUUCAUUUCAGAAUGUGGUCCAAGCUCCCUUACUUUUAUGGAUAAUCGUGUGCCUCUUUAAGUUAACACAAUCUUAUUUAUAGAGACUGUCAAAAAGUAUUUAUUUUUAAAUUAAGUUGCAUGUCUUGACAGUAUUUUUGUUAAAAGAGGCCCUAUUGUGCUUAUAUGUAGGUUUCUGUGCAUAAUGGUCGGCUAAGGCUAAAAUCCCAAAGUUCCGGAAGUUAGUGACAUCACUAUGGAACACUUGCGCUUCUAUUGGCUAGCGCUCCAACACAUUGUAAGGGGCGGGACAUCUCUAAGUGGUUGACCAAUCACAACAGAGACGGCCAGCUAACCAAUCGCGCACAAAAUAUAAAUAUAUAUACCUGGAAAUGAGCAUAAUAGGGCCCCUUUAAUCCUCUCUGUUUUACUUAUAAAAGCAGUUUCUCUUUUUACCUUCUUCUCUCUCAUUCCUAAAAUGUUAUGAGCUGCAUUAUCUGGUGUCCUCUUAUGCAACAUUUACAAUUAUGACAUGCAUAAAUAGUCAUUAAAGAAGUCAUUACUUUUUGAUGAUUCCAAAUGUAUCUGAGAAUAGGGACAUUAAUGGGAUGUCUUAAAGACGCAGUCAAAGUAAUGAGGCUUAUAAUUAGUUUGCUCAUGAUUUUUCUGGUGUGUUUGCAGAUGCUCUUGUCAAGUCACUUUGAUUGUUAACACACUUUUUACUUGUUGUUGCGGUUGAACAAACAAAUACAUGAAAACCAAGCAGAACAAAAAUGGAACAGAACAAAUAUCAAAGGAUAUUUUGUCGAUCAGUGCUGUUUUCUCCAAAAUGAAAGUAAUAUAUCUUUCUACCUCAUUUAAUGUGAACAUAAUGUAUUCCUCUUGAAGAGCUUGCUCAAACAUAUUGUAUAAUCACAUUUGAAAUAUGCAAUUACUUUAAAAGCGACUAUUUCUGUAGAAAAUCCUAGUUAUUAAUUGGUUAUUACUUCUGGCUGUUAUUUUUAUUCUAAGUUUGUCAGUAGAUGCCAUAAGUGUAAUUAAGUUGGGGGAUUUUUUACUGUAAAUUCAUAUUUUUUUGGUAAAUGUAUGCAAUUAGAGUAUAUGUUUUUUCCAAUAGAUUGAAUUUUUGCUAAAUAUUUUUGUAUUGCACUAUUUAAACCUUGAUUAUUCCUUAAAAUUGAUAGGAAACACUUUUCAAAGUAGCACAAACUAAAAUGUUAUGACUGUAGAAACUGCAGUAUUUAUAAGACUGGGUUUUGUCACACUGUACUGCUAAGAUGUAUUUAUUUUCUUUAAAGUAUAAUGUUAUUUUCUUUUGAUUGUGUACAUGGCCAAAUACUGCAUAUUGUAACUGGCAAUGUCUUCUCAAUGUAUGUAUGAUAAUAACUAUGUACAUAACUGCAAUAUAUACUCGGUAAAAAGGUCAAAAUACA